AUGCAGCAGUGCAACAGCAACAACAGGAGGAACUGCUCAACGGAUGCCCAAGGAACCGGGGCGGCGAUGCCGUGCCCUCGUGGUCUCUUCCAAGGCGUGGGUGGCGGCGGCCCCUUCUCCAUCUUCUUCGCUAUCAAUGAAGAGGACGCCAAUCCUCCUCCUUCCUUGGCCGUGGAUUGCACCCUUUCCCUCGGGACGCCCUCUACGCGCCAACUGUCGGCCAAGACCUCCCUCGUCCCGUCAAACUACUCCUUGCGGUUGGACUUGCUUCCCUCGCCGUCAAAGCAGGCGACGCCAUCUGCCUUUGGUUCUCGGAUCGGAGGAGACCCGUUGCUGCACCCCCGAAGAUGUGCCAACUGUGACACCACAUCCACUCCUCUCUGGAGAAAUGGGCCCCGUGGUCCGAAGGUACCUUCCUCUCUCUCUCUCUCUCUCUCUCUCUCUCUCUCUCUCUCUGAGUCGUGCAGUUUCGCCUAAUGAUUACUCUUUGCGCAUGUUGGAGAAGUCCCUCUGCAACGCGUGCGGCAUCCGAUACAAGAAGGAAGAAAGGCGCGCGGCUUCUUCUACCGUGGCAUCGUUCACUUCUUCUUCCCCGUCGUCUUCAUCGCUUCCUUCGGCGCAGCAGCAAUACCUGCCCGCUAACUACGGCUACCGUCAGCCCUGGGGGUGCCCUAGCGCUCGAUUGGCAUCAACGGCGGCGGUGCAACGUAGCUCUCCCUCGCCAACCGAGUCGGCGAUGGAGCCUAGCGUCCUACCUUAUCUCCCCUGGCAGCGCUUCAAUGUCGGCGCCACAGCUCACUUUCAAGACUAA
This is a messenger RNA of Spirodela intermedia, 811 nucleotides long. The record is from the annotation of a GenBank genome assembly. NCBI's taxonomy places the organism in Eukaryota, Viridiplantae, Streptophyta, Magnoliopsida, Alismatales, Araceae.